Molecule: messenger RNA, 1594 nt
Organism: Anguilla rostrata (American eel)
Lineage: Eukaryota; Metazoa; Chordata; Actinopteri; Anguilliformes; Anguillidae
Gene: rhd
Product: Rh blood group, D antigen
Exons: 10
Coding region: 95-1165 (356 amino acids)
Biological process (GO): ammonium homeostasis; ammonium transmembrane transport
Cellular component (GO): plasma membrane
Molecular function (GO): ammonium channel activity
Source: RefSeq, a predicted model, not a curated record
AAAAAGGGACGUUGGGCGCUCCUGCCGUCACAGUCGGAGACGGAAAGGUGGUUGAAGCCGACUCUGCGUUAAACGAAAUGCGCCCCCAGAAUAAAUGAUGGCUCCGAAAUAUGCCCCCAGCCUCCGCGGAUACCUGCCCCCGAUGACCUUGCUCCUGGAGACGACCUUCAUUUCACUGUUCGCCUUCUUCGUUGAAUAUGAGGACCCUGCAGUUAUCAGUACAGACGUCUACGCUGCAUUCCAGGAUGUGAACGCGAUGGUGCUCCUGGGUUUCGGGUUCCUGGCCUCGUUCCUGGUCCGGUACAGUUUCAGCGGCACCGCGUUCACCCUGCUGGUGACCUCGCUGGCCGUCCAGUGGGCCGUCCUGGUCGACGGCUUCCUGUUCGCGUUCGACCAGGGAAAGAUCCGCAUCGGGAUGAACAGCUUGGCCACAGCCAAUCUGUGCGCUGCCUCUGCGCUAAUCUCCAUGGGGGCGGUCCUUGGAAAGACUAACCCCGCCCACUUGAUGAUCAUGGCCCUGCUGGAGGUUACAGGGUUCAUGGUUAACCGAUGGAUCCUCCAGACCUUUCUGAAGGUGCAGCCCGUAGACGCCAUCAUGCUCCUCCACGUCUUUGGGGCCUGCUUUGGGCUGAUGGUGUCGUGGGUCCUAUACAGGUCCGGACUGGGACCCCGGCACGAGAAGGAGACCACCGACCGCAGGACGGGCCUGUUUGCUGCCCUGGGGGCGCUGUUCCUGUGGAUGUUCUGGCCCAGCUUCAAUUCUGUGCUGAUUAGCCAGGACCACCCGGGGAGCAAGCUGCAGGCUAUCUCCAGCACGUACCUGUCCCUAGCCACAAGCACCGUCGCCGCCUUCCUCGUCUCCGUGGUAACCCAUCCAAGAGGGAAGAUCAACAUGAUCCACAUCCAGAACGCAUCGCUGGCCGGGGGCGUGGCGGUGGGCGUCGCCGUGUCGGCCGUUGACGUGCCUUGGGUCGCCAUGGUGAUCGGCCUGUCGGCGGGCGUCGUCUCCACCCUGGGUUUCCGUUACCUUAAGCCCCACCUUCAGUUGGUAUUCAAGUUCCACGAUACCUGCGGGGUCCUGAGCGUCCAUGCUAUGCCGGGAAUUCUGGGAUGGGCGGCCUACUUCCUCAUCCAGAUGGUCCGCUUGUCCGACAUCACAGAGUAGGUGGCGCCUGCUGUCUCUGGACAGAGACGUCUGCUGCUCACGCUGAGCCUGAGUUUGGGUCUGGGAGCUCUCACAGGCUUCUUAAUAAAGUGGAAUUUGUGGCGGCCCCCCCAGGACAGGAAGUGCUUUGAUGACCAGGCGUAUUGGGAGUUCCCACACCUUGCCGAGCGGAAAUAACGUCAAGGCUUCUUGAGGAGACCAUCAGCAGUACACAAACUAUGCGGUGCACACUGUCCAUCUCGACUUUUAAAAAGACGAGACUCUUUAAAUCUUUCAUUUUGUGUAAAGGUUUUAUUUUUUCGUUUUGGUGGGGGGGGGAGUUGUUAGCUGAAACUCUGCCUGUUUAAUAGCUUAAGCAACAAACAAUUAGAAAAUAAUCUGUGUUGUUUCAUUGAAUUCAUAUUUUGAAAUAAAUCUAUUUUAAAUGUU